CUUGACAAACUGUUACGAAACGAAAAUGGCGGACGUUGAAGUGUUGUCUGUUUGUGUGAAGUAACAUUCGAUGAAAGUGACAGAUAUUAAGCAAAAUACAAGUAUGCUGUUUAAUAUAACGCUUUGUAAGGCGUGUCUUCAGAGAUUGGUAGCCACAAACAAGUUUGUCAGGUUAAAAAGUCAUUAUGCUGUCCUAGGUGUUUCCAAUACUGCAACACAAAAACAGAUCAGAGAUGCCUACUUAAAACUUUCGAAACAGCAUCACCCUGAUCAAAAUAGGCAGGAUCCCAAAAGUCAUGAAAAAUUCGUAAAGAUAAAUGAAGCAUAUGAAGUUUUGAGUAAAGACUCUAGUCGACGUAGCUAUGACGAUUCAGUUCGAGUGAGAAAUCAGCCACGGCCGAAUUUUAGAACGUCACAUCGGCCGCCAAAUUACUACAGUAGCGGACAGUUUUAUGAAGAUCAAGGACCUUUUAGCGACCAUAAUCAAUAUGACCCAUAUUCAAAGAGAAAUGCCGGCAGUCAUUAUGAUCCGUUCUCGUCGUACGGUUACGAACACUACCAAAGACAAAGGCAGCAACAGGCAGAAAACGGAGGUAAUGGAGAGAAAACGACAUCUUACGCCAUGCCUGAGGAAAGUGAGCAUGAUGACGGAGUUUUAGUUGCAUUCCAUAGGAUAUGGUGGACCAUGGCAAUUCUUAUGGCUAUUUUUAUGUUAUGGGAGGUUAUCAUUCAUGCCCAUAUCAAGGUCACGACUCACGGACUCAAACAAGAAAUUGAGAGAAGAAAACAAUUGAAGGAGCAAAAGUCUGCUGAUAAAACCAAAGUCUAUAGCAAAGUAACAGUAGGGAAGGACUCAAGCUGAUAAUGAUGCAGAUAGGGCAUUUUGUAAAAUACUGUGAUUUGACCUCGUGUGUUUGGGAGGUCAGACAACGUUGGUAGUUGAGUAAAACUCAAAAUUCACAUCCAAAUGAAAGUGCCGAUUUGUAUGUUGAAUGCCGAGUUGUUGGAAUAAAGAGUAAAAGGCAGAUGCAGAAUGCUGCGAUAUUUGUGAUGAUUUUAUUUGACAUUGUAUUAAAUUGUUUAGAGAAAAAAUUGUUUUUCAAAAGCAUACUUGUAAACAUAGUGCCUCAUCAACCUGUACUGGAAAGACAAUAUUGAAUUGUCAGGGUUUUAGCAGAAAACUUAGCAGUUGCUCUUUCAGUUUAAUGAGUUAUGGCAGUUUCGCUGUAGCCCUUCAUACCCAGCAUUUCCAGAAAUGAAUAUGUGAGGAAUUGUUAUGCAAUGAGUUGUCAGUUUGGAGGUACAAAAAUGGAACUGACUUCCUUUGACUCUAGGUUUUGAAUUUUUGUUUGUGUGACCAUUGAGAUAUUACACAUUACCUUCUGUUAUUCAGAAGCAGGGAUCUUUUGAUUAUUUUUUUCAUUUUUAGCUCAACUUUUAAAAGAAUAGAUGGAGCUGUUGCACUCACACAUUUGUCCACAUUCCCGAUUUGGUUAAGUUUGAGUUUUGUAUGUAAGCUGAUAUCUCGGUAACCACUUGUGAGAAUGGAUUGAAACUUCAAGAACUUGUUCACUGUGGUGAUCUGACCUGCAGUGCACAGGUUCCAUAACUCCUGUUUUCCAUUUUACAAAAAUAUCCACUUUUUCAGCAUAAUAUUUCUGGUUAAGUUUUUGUGUGUUGGCUUUUACAUAUUUAAGUAACCACUGAUGAAAUAGAUUAAAUUUCACAUUUUAAUAAUCUGAUAUGCAUUGCACAAGUAUGCAACUCUUAGUUUGCUUAUUCUCAAAGCUAUGCCCAUAUUUAAACUGAUGUUUCUGUAAUCUCCAGCAUGAAUGGAUUGAAACUUGACACUUUGGUUUACUGUGAUGAUCUGACAUGCAGUGCAGGGUAUGUCAUAACUCUGUCUUGCUUUUUACCAAGUUAUGCCCCUGUUUUGACUUUAGAUUUUCAUUUAUUUAACUUACUUUUGUGACAUUACUUUAGAAUAGUCGACCAUUCCUGUCUUCUAACUUUGCUUUUGAAAAUAAGUUAAAGGCGCAAAUUUUUUAAUGUCAAUAGUAAGGAAGUAGAAAGGCACAAUCAUACUGGUAAUAUACAGUUUAUUUAUAGAUAUAAACUAUAAAUUCCAGUGUACCGUGUAAAUUGUAACUUUGAAAAUUAUGAUUAAGCUCAGGUUAAGGUAUCCAGGUAUAUCUAACUUUGAUAAGAUAGUGUUACACUAUUAAAACAGGAUAUUACUGAGAAAAAUAAUGAUUUUGUUAAGCCAGUUUAUUUUCACUUAAGCACUAUGUUACUUUUACAUAUACUUCAGUUGUAAACUGUUUUAUAUACACAUUUUAAAUGAAUCCCUAAUUAAAUCUUACCAGUUGACUCAAUUUGCACACAUUUUACGAAAAGUUCUAUACACUUGUUACUGUUAUGAUUAAAAGUUAAAUAAAAUUGUUUUUCUUUUCAUCUGUACAUGUAUUUAUGUUGAAACUAGCGCCUUUGUAACAUUACUUAUUGUCCGAAAUUUUGGGAUUAUCUGUUUGUAUUUCGUAUGUUUCAGUGUGAAUUAGUCAAACAAAUGUAAGAAGAGUAAGAAUUAUUUUGAAAUUCCUAAUAUGUUUAGUUCCAUAAGACAUUGCUGAAAAAAUGGAAUGUAUUGGGAAUGUAUUGGGAGUUUUUCUCUAUGUAUGUUAAUUUAUCUUCUACAAAUAAUGUUCGAAACAACAUUACUUUUCGAAAUAUGGAAGUUGUUGUAUGUCUUACCUUUUGAGUAAAGAUAUUUUUGUGGUGAUAUUUUAUGUUUAUAAUCAUACUGUAGGUAAGAUAGGUGUAUGAUGUGUUAUUUGAUAUGGGUGAAACAAUAAGUUAUCAAGAAAACACUUAGCUUUUAUUUACUGGCAGAUUAUCAAAACAUUUUUGAAGUUUCUCUUUUUCAGCCGAGUUAGAGAUUCAAAUUUUGAUAGCAAAUUUUACUAAAAGAGUGAAUUCUAAUUGAGACCAUCUAUACUGAAUAGCCACUUGAAAAUAGUCAUUAACUUGGGAAAUAAAUUUUUUAAGUUUUGCAUGCUUUGUUGGCAAAUAAAACAGGUUUUGGGUUCAGAUGCGUAGUAAUCUAAUCACGAAGGCCAAAUGCCUGAGUGAUUAAUAACUAUGCAUCUGAAUGAAAAAAAUGUGUUUUGUUUGCCAACAAAGCACACAAAACUAAAAUCUAUUUCCAUUCUAACACAUUGAAUUACACCAGGAAUAGCCAAAAGUAGGUCAUUUUGCGAAACGUGUUUUAAUAGAGAAGACAGUACACAGUAAAAUCCAUCUUUGUUUAUAUAAAAGAAAAUCUUAAAAGUGUUAAUAUACAAAUGUAAACAUUUUAUUUCAGAACAUGCAAUUUUAAUAUGAAUGACAAAUAAAGUGUUGUUAUCAAACUCAGCUGAGACUGAAAAUGUUUUGUAACAUGGGGCUAGUUCACCUAAAUUAAAUCCCAAAUAAUAGAAGUAUUUAUAUCGUUGUACUCAACUUGCAUAUUAUCCUAAAUGAUUAAUAAAGUUGUGGAUAACUGGAAUCAGAGUAAUACAGCAGUGUGGUAUAUCUUCAGAACAUGUAAUUAAACUUAAGAUUAUAAAAAGAUAUUCAUAGACUUGCAGUGUUUUCAGUGCUCAUUUUGGUUUUUGUUAUCAAAAUUUGCCUGUGUAGUUCAGUGCCAAAAGAAAUUUUAAAUAUCUGUUAAUACAUUGAAUUGGGCAUUGUUUUUCAGUCUAAGAAAGUAAUGAUUUGCCCAUAUUCCUUUCGUACUUUGAGGUGUUACUAAGCAUUCAAGUGUUUGAAAAGAUGCUGUUAUUCAGCACCAUUAAACUCAGUUUAAUUCGGAAUAUGGUUGUAUUUACCUUUAGCCUGCUGGCUGCAAGUGAUUCUGCCUUUGCAACCAGUGUAGACCAAGAUCAGCCUGCACCUCAGGAUCAUGGUCUGCACUGUUUGCUAUUCAGUCAGUAAAUUUUCAGUGAAAACCCCUUUGAAUAAUAAAUUGUUUGCUCAAAUUGAAUGAUGGAGCAGUCUAUUAUAGAAAUUUAGCACUGUAAAGGUUAAUAUGACUUUGAUCUUGAAAUGCAAGAUUUAUAUUGAAAUAUUUUGGGUUUUUUUUUUUGGAGAGUUUUCUUAUUUUGAAGCACCAGUGUUUUAUCACCAGUCUAUUUUAGUUAAUUGUAAGAUAUGCAAAGUUAUAGUUAUAAAAUUGUCCGCCAUUUAGCUCUAGAGAGGCCUAAAAAAAAAUUCUUUGUUUCCGGUAACAUGCUGAAAAAAAUUCGGGUAGGUAGGUCUGAAUUUUUUUUGGGGGGGGAAUUUUUUUUUAUUAAGGGGGACUUUUCGGAAAUUAUUUUUUUGUCAAAAAAUGAUUAUUAAUAAGGGGGUUAUGCCUUUAGAGCAUCAGUAAGUUGAUUUCUAACACCACUGGCUAUGUUUAAAGCAUAAAAAGUGCAGUUUUGCAUCUUUUUGUUAAAAAGUUGAAAUAAAUAUUCUCCAAGGCCAUAAAAACAUUUAGGGUCGGGCCGAAAAUUUAGGGUAGGUCGGGAUACCGGAAACAGACAAUUUUAUUUUUUUUUACGCCUUAGUUUGGUUCAUAAUGCACAAACUAUAUUUUAAAAAAGCUAUUGUUUUCUUUGGAAGCUAAUAAAUUUUUAAAAGGCUAGAACAUUCUAAUUACUUACCAGUUUUAUGUUUUAUAAACAUCUGUAAUAGUUUGUACUACUAAAAUCUGUGAAAAGAAAACUUUGGAAUAUACAUGUUGAACUGAAUGAAAAUGCUGUAAGUUUGUGGAUAAUGUAUUGUUAGAAAUUUUGCAAAUGAAUUAUGUCACUUGUUACAUUGUUUUCAAAUAUCAUGCAAUAAAAAAUGAAUUUUC
Mercenaria mercenaria is the source of this 4876-nucleotide messenger RNA. RefSeq names its product dnaJ homolog subfamily C member 4-like. The coding region runs from base 71 to 862 and encodes 263 amino acids. The record is from RefSeq and is a predicted model, not a curated record. The transcript is spliced from 7 exons. NCBI's taxonomy places the organism in Eukaryota, Metazoa, Mollusca, Bivalvia, Venerida, Veneridae.